This is a messenger RNA of Strongylocentrotus purpuratus (purple sea urchin), 1692 nucleotides long. Its product is annotated as scavenger receptor cysteine-rich type 1 protein M130-like. Gene Ontology annotation, cellular component: membrane. The record is from RefSeq and is a predicted model, not a curated record. Bases 60 to 1607 code for a protein of 515 amino acids. The transcript is spliced from 4 exons. NCBI's taxonomy places the organism in Eukaryota, Metazoa, Echinodermata, Echinoidea, Camarodonta, Strongylocentrotidae.
UAGCUCGCUUGAACAACAAAAGCCUCGAUCGCUCAGCUGGAAAAUAAUUAUAACCAAACAUGGCGAAGCCGUCAAGAAGUACCAUUUGGUGCAUUUUGUUCUUUACUUUAUGGCCUCGAUGUAUUCAAACUCAGCGAGAUGGUGAUGUUAGGUUGAUGAAUGGUGGUCAAUCAUCCCGGGGUCGAGUGGAGGUCUACGAUGGCUUAGGGUGGACAUCUGUAUGUGAUGAUUAUUGGGACAAUGUAGAUGCCAUGGUUGUUUGUCGUCAGCUUGGCUACAGCACAGAUGGUGCUAUUGCAAGAUAUUCAGCAUACUACGGUAUGGGCAGUGGAUAUAUUUCACUUGAUAAUGUCAAAUGUUACGGCAAUGAAGAGAGCUUAAAAAGUUGUCCAAGUUCGUCCAUGCCAAGCAAUUGUAAACAUACUGAAGAUGCGGGAGUUGAUUGUGUCUCAAAGGAGGGAGAUGUGCGUCUAGUGGAUGGCUCAUCACGUAAUGAAGGUCGUGUAGAGAUCUAUCAUGAUAAUGAAUGGGGUACAAUCUGUGAUUCAAGAUGGGAUGAUGAUGAUGCUGCUGUUGUCUGUCGCCAAGUAGGAUUCCCAACUGAUCAUGCGACAGCUGUCUCUGAUGCGUACUUUGGACGAGGUAGUGGAAGAAUUGUACUGGAGAAUAUAAGAUGCUUCGGAACAGAGUCCAGUCUUUCAUCAUGUCUGUCUAGUGACUGGUAUCCCAGGUUUUGCUUACAUUUUGAUGAUGCUGGUGUAAUAUGCGGCCAAACUGAGUCUCGAUCGACAGGAAUAUCAUCAGUACUCAUUGGGUUUCUCUCCUUUGCUGGUCUUGUGAUGCUCAUCGUGCUUGUUGCCAUCAUCAUACGCAUUAAACGCGGGAACAAAUUAACAUGUUCUCUAUGGUCCAGAAUAAGACAUGUAGCUGAAAAUAUGAGGAACCCAGUUUCUUUUCAUGACGAGUCACGGAACUCAACUCAAGUUGAUCAGGACAGUCACCAUAGCAACUUAACACCGAAUGAUCCUCCCCCUGAAUACCCACUGACUGUUCAACUGAACGAGCAUCGUUCUUCGUACAACGAAGAGACUCCUAUUCAUGUGACAAAUAUUUCUUUAAAUGUAAACUUUGACAAUCAGCAAAUACUGCUCUUUCCAUCAAAUAGACAUAUAUCUUCACCGCCUCCUUAUAGUCUCUCCUCGGCAGAUGCAAGCAGUACUUUAUCCUCUGGAUUAAUGAUAUCACCUCCGCCUUACAGUGCAUCCAGUGUCCAUCAUCCAUUUAUUCAAGAUAAUGAGAUUGAGCAAAGUAACUCACGGAGAAGCAGGUCCAUUCCAGACAUGCACAGUUCAAAUACCGAACAGCGUGGGAUAAUCACCCCAUCCUCUUACUCUACUGACAAUAAUGCUUGUCCACCACCAUAUAUUGAUCAUGCAUCACACCAUUCAAGAUCAUCGGAUGACAAUUACGAUUAUGACCAUGUCCCACCAUCAACCCCUCAUAGGACGUCGAUGAUACCUAGCGAUGAACAGACGUCGCCGAUCUCUUCUAGGACCAGUGAACAACCGCCACCUUAUUCCCCUUGGAGCAUUAGUACAUUUGUAUGAUAUUCUGAACUGCUGGCUUAGCUACAUAGUACAAGGGGGCAUGGCUCCCCCAAUCGAUUGGCAAACAAAAUAAUAAAAGAUAUAU